AUGGGCACUCUCCAUUUCCGCCGCGUGCGGCGCGCAGUCUCGUUCCUUGCGCGCCCUCUUCUCUUCGCUACACUCCUAUCCGUGAUCGCGCGUGCCUUUCUGCACACCACAACCAAGCCGUCACCAUCUCCACCACAACUGACGAAAGCGCUCGUGGUCGCCUCCACCAGCAAGGACAACACCUCCUGGCUGGCCUCGAUACCGAGACGGGAGGGCGGCGGCGGCGGCGGCUGGGACGUCUUCCACUACGUCGUCGACGCGCCCCUCUCCCCUGGCCUCGCCGUGCCCGCCAACAAGGGCAACGAGGCCAUGGUCUACCUAACCUACAUCGUCGCGCACUACGACGACCUCCCCGACGUCGUCUUCUUCCGCCACGGCCACCACCGCGCCUGGCACCAGGGCGGCCACGACGCGGCCGCCCAGGUGCGCGGCCUGCGCGCCGCGCACGUCGCCGCCGUCGGCUUCGCCAGCGCCCGCUGCCUGCCCGGGUGCGAGAACGUCAUGACGGUCCCGGGCGUCCCCGGGCGCGCGGUCCCGCUCGCCCGCUUCGGCGCGCCGGGCGCCUCCAGGGAGGGCAUGCUCGCGACCCUGCUCGCCGAGUUCCUUGGCAGUAGGGGUGAAGAGGUACCCAGGAGGCUGGCCGCCCCCUGCUGCGCCCAGUUUGCGGCCAGCCGCGCCGCGAUCCGCGCGCGCCCGCGCGAGUGGUGGGCUCGGCUGCGCGACUGGCUGCUGCACACGCCGCUUGAUAGCAUGGCCAGCGGGAGGCUGAUGGAGUAUACUUGGGCGAUCUGGCUAGGGGAAAAGGCCGAAUAG
Molecule: messenger RNA, 813 nt
Organism: Gaeumannomyces tritici R3-111a-1
Lineage: Eukaryota; Fungi; Ascomycota; Sordariomycetes; Magnaporthales; Magnaporthaceae
Exons: 1
Coding region: 1-813 (270 amino acids)
Source: RefSeq, a predicted model, not a curated record